Penicillium samsonianum is the source of this 525-nucleotide messenger RNA. RefSeq lists its product as uncharacterized. The record is from RefSeq and is a predicted model, not a curated record. The transcript has 3 exons. The coding region runs from base 1 to 525 and encodes 174 amino acids. NCBI's taxonomy places the organism in Eukaryota, Fungi, Ascomycota, Eurotiomycetes, Eurotiales, Aspergillaceae.
AUGAUCUUCUCUCCAGAAUUAUCUCCGAAAAAGAUGAGAUUGAAUAUCCUACCGACCAGUAUGGCUUUGGCCUCGCAAGCCAUGGCUACACUCUCUAAGUCGGGGCUGCAAAAGCGCUAUCCAACAGGAUCCUUCUCCAUUCUUGCAUACGGUGUCGCUCCUGAGGGAGACUCGCAUAUGUCGGCGAUUCUUCCCAUUGUCUUCAAAAAUUCCCAAAUUAUCGCCACGGCCACCAACAAGGAUUACACCUUUGAUGCUGACACGUUCUUCUACAUCCGUCCCACACCCAAUAAGGUGUUACCUGUGGGUUUCACUGGGAAUGAUGUCGAUACACCAGACGAUGCGAAGUUAGAUCAAUUUCUUUUCUACGGCAGGUAUCUCAUGUGGCAGAAUGAGAAUGGCCUCCUGUAUGAUUCGUUCCGUCUGAAGGAUACAGCUGUCGACAAUAUUUACCAGCUCUACUGGGACACUUCGGACCUUUAUCCCCCCGGCUUCUUGAUUCCGACUGUAAAGUCAUCUGUUUAA